Helobdella robusta is the source of this 639-nucleotide messenger RNA. RefSeq lists its product as hypothetical. The transcript has a single exon. The record is from RefSeq and is a predicted model, not a curated record. Lineage: Eukaryota; Metazoa; Annelida; Clitellata; Rhynchobdellida; Glossiphoniidae. The coding region runs from base 1 to 639 and encodes 212 amino acids.
AUGUCUUCUUGUAGACUUGAUAAAAAUGAUGAAGACGAUGCAGUCGAGAUAGGUGAUGAUAAAGUCGGGACAGGUGAUGGUAAUGCAGACGAGACAGAUGAUGAUAAUACAGACGAGACAGAUGAUGGUAAUGCAGACGAGACAGAUGAUGAUAAAGCAUACGAGACAGAAGAUGGUAAUGCAGACGAGACAGAUGAUGAUAAUACAGACGAGACGGAUGAUGGUAAUACAGACGAGACAGAUGAUGAUAAUGCAGACGAGACGGAUGAUGGUAAUACAGACGAGACAGAUGAUGAUAAUGCAGACGAGACAGAUGAUGAUAAUGCAGAUGAGACAGAUGAUGAUAAUGUAGUCGAGACAGAUGAUGGUAAUGCAGACGAGACAGAUGAUGAUAAUACAGACGAGACGGAUGAUGGUAAUACAGACGAGACAGAUGAUGAUAAUGCAGACGAGACAGAUGAUGAUAAUGCAGAUGAGACAGAUGAUGAUAAUGUAGUCGAGACAGAUGAUGGUAAUGCAGACGAGACAGAUGAUGAUAAUACAGACGAGACAGAUGAUGAUAAAGUCGGGACAGAUGAUGAUAAUGCAGACGAGACAGAUGAUGACGAAAACGAUGCUAAUUGCAGUGCUGGUGAGUAG